Molecule: messenger RNA, 343 nt
Organism: Dictyostelium discoideum AX4
Lineage: Eukaryota; Evosea; Eumycetozoa; Dictyosteliales; Dictyosteliaceae
Exons: 1
Source: RefSeq, a predicted model, not a curated record
AUGGUAAACAAUCAAGGUUUACUCGUCGAAGAAGAAUGUAUCCUCAAGAAAGAUGAGAUAUCCGAAUUGAAUAAAGUAUUCAACUUUCCAUCUAACUUCCAAGUGAAUGUCGCUCCAUUCGGUACACCUGAAGGUAUUACUGUAUCAUCCAACGUCAAGAACAAUGAUACUGAAUUGUUGAUUGUUGAAAAGCGAAUCAACGAUAGCUUGAAACCUUUGCUUCUCAUGUCAAGUAUGUUAUCAUCUGAUAGCUCUAAUGUCGAUGUAGAACUUAUUAGUUACUUAACUCAGAGUGCAAUCAUCUUAGCUGUUAAUGCUCAAGCAUCGCUUAGUCGUGUCCGUC